This is a messenger RNA of Exophiala aquamarina CBS 119918, 954 nucleotides long. RefSeq lists its product as uncharacterized. Gene Ontology annotation, cellular component: Atg12-Atg5-Atg16 complex; cytoplasm; phagophore assembly site membrane. Bases 1 to 954 code for a protein of 317 amino acids. Gene Ontology annotation, biological process: C-terminal protein lipidation; nucleophagy; cellular response to nitrogen starvation. The record is from RefSeq and is a predicted model, not a curated record. The transcript has 2 exons. NCBI's taxonomy places the organism in Eukaryota, Fungi, Ascomycota, Eurotiomycetes, Chaetothyriales, Herpotrichiellaceae.
AUGGGCCAAGGCGAGGCUUUGCAAACCUUGCAGCGGACGGUCUGGAAUGCUCGACUGCCGUUAGAAAUCCGUCUGGCAGCAUCAGAGUGCCGGACUUUCAACACCUCCGACCCAUAUUUGACUGCGUAUCCACGUCUGUCUUAUUUGCCUCUUCUGCUCCCGCAGCUGCAUAAGUUCUUUUCGCCCGUUCUGAUCGCGGAUCCUGAAACAGUGUCCCCAUAUCACGGCUACUUCACUUUCGACGACGUGCCGCUCAAAUGGCAUCUUCCGCUGGGGCUCCUCUACGACGUCUACGUCCUGUCAACCCAAGAUGCCGGCCCCGAAAGCUCGGGUGCGGCCCCUCUUCCCUUCCAGCUGACGUUGCAUUUCACCCAAGGCUCCUCAGAGAAUCCCAGCCCUAUCCUGCCCGAUGCAACUCCCGUGGUUCUUCACGAUUCCUUUAUCAAUUCAGUCAAGGAAGCGGAUUUCUUGCGCUCAGGGACCGCCAAGCCCAUCAUGACGCUGUCCGCUCAGGAGAGCAAGGCUUUGUGGAAAUCAACCCAAGACAACGAUCUGCCGACAUUUUCCAAGAUCCACAAUUCUCUCGUGCCGGUCUCAGGCCAAAUCCGGAAUAUCCCAUUGCGAGUCUACCUCCCGUCUUCUCCUGAUCGUGAUCCUAGCAAGGCUCAAAUCAAGGUCAUUCAGUCACACGUCCCACCGUCCAUCAGUGCGACGACCACGCAAGCUACACCUGCUGCGUUGCGCAGUCCUUCUGGCGGUGGCCAGCCUCAGACGCUGGGAAAUGCACUGCAUCAAGUUCUACCUAGUAUUUUCCCAUCCAGAAGAACGACAAUGCUCGGUACUCCGCUUCUCCAUGGAGCGCCCGUUCCAAUGAGUGCUCAUCUGGAAGAGCUAUAUCGAUCAGCCUGUUAUGCAGAUGGUUGGCUAUCGAUUGUGGUGGCCAUGCGUGGUUAG